AUGGGAGGAAUCAAAAAGUCGGCCACCUUGUACUUAGACUAUCCAAUUUAUGGCGCCAAAUUCAUCAACAAUAAGACUGUUUUGGUGGCGGGUGGAGGCGGUGAAGGAAACAACGGUAUACCAAACAAGAUAACUGCCGUUAAGUGUUUCUUUAAAGCUACUGACAAGUCCAAAAUUCUUCAAAAAUUUCGGGAAAUUACCUUACCUAAGAAUGAAGACUCCCCAAUGUGUUUGGACGUUGCCAAAAAUGGGACCAGGGACGAUGGAUCGUACUCCAUUUUCGUUGGGUGCAACCAGUCGAUUCAAUUGAUUCAAUCAAUGAACAUAAACAAUAGUUUGAGAAAGUACACCUAUAGCAAAGAUGAGCACUUGAGGUUUCUUGAUGCUGCUCAAUUAGAGCCUGUUGAAAACCCUGAUGACGAUACUGGCGGUGCUAAGACUGUUGAAGGCCACUACCCCAAGAUUGUUUACUUAUCCAGUAACAACUCCAUUGGUGCGUUUAUGACUUCGAAGGGGAAUUCGAUUUAUAUUUUUGAGCCAGAGGCAUUGGACACCAAGUUCGUGUUCACGCCGCAAGAUGAGAGUGAAAUCAAGGACUUCCACAUUAGUCCUGAAGAUGAUGGCAAAACCCUUUGCUAUGUAACAUCCAAGUCCAUUGAAACGAUAUCGACUAUCACGUCCAAUCCAAUAUCUUCUUCCUUGGCAAACCCGAAGUCCAACGCCAUUUUUUCCAAGUACAUCUUGUCUAAAGUGAAAUAUACUGAUAACUCGCAUGUUUUGGUCACAGCAACUGCAAGAGGAAGACCUGGUGCUAAGCCAGGUGUCACUUUGUUCCUUUAUAGACUUUCGGAUCAGACCAUUGUUAGACAGAAGUUGAUUUCUACAAAGAUAAAGGGAAUUACUAGUAUUGAUUACAGUCCAGCCCAAGAACUUAUUGCCCUUGCAGGCAAUGACUAUUCCGUGAACAUAUUAAGAUUAUCUGACUUCAAAACCUUGCAAGUUUUCAAAAAAUUACAUGAGUUUCCUGUCACUAGAGUAGCAUUUUCACCUAAUGGACAAACAUUGGCAUCUGUAAGCGCUGGGAGGGUACUCAACGUUAUGAAGAUACCACCAAAUUUUGCCAAGCAGAAAUCGACGAUAGGCACUUUGUUCAACUAUUUAAUACUCUCUCUUAUAGUUGCCCUACUUGGAAUUGGAUUUAAGAAGGGGCUUGAAAAUGGUCAAUUGGUAAAGGGUCUCGAAAUUCUGAAAGAAUACGGGAUCAAGGGGAUCAAGUUGGCCAAUGAAUACACUCAUGUCGGAAUCUCGUUUAUCAAAGAGAAAUUGAAAGAUGAAGAUCAAACUAAUAGUGAAGAUAGUAGCACAUACUUCAAAAUCGAACCUGAAGAAUUGAAGAAGCUCACAGUCUCGAGUGAUGAAGUUUAUAUAAGUACUACUAGCAUAGAUCCAGAAUUGUACAGUUUGACGCUGGCUAUCUGGGCUACUUCGGUGGUGGAUGACUUCUCAGCAUCUGAAGAAACAUAUUCUAGUCCUACUCUAGAAGCAGAGACCUCUUCUAUCCCAUUAAAAGAUGAGGCAAGAGCAUAUUCUGAGAUUAAUUCUGCGUCUGAAGAGACCUCAUCUAUCUCAGUUUCUUCAUCUUCUGAAAGCGUCACACUCAGUUCUUCCAGUAUUACUCUGGUUUCUGAUGUUUCUGUUGAAGAUUUCUCGCUAACUUCACAGGAAACUACAACCGUCGAAACUGCUAUCGAGACUGAAGUCCCAGAAUAUGAAGAAGUGGAAGAAAUAGAAUACGUCGAGGAAGUUGCGGAAGAAGAUCACGAAUACGUCGAUGAAAUAGUUGAAGAGGAAGUUGAAGAAGGAGAAGGAGAAGGAGACGGCAACGAUGAAAUCGUUAUUAUUGAAAUUGAAGAAAUUGAAGAAGAAGAGCAGGAUGAAGCACCUGUUACUGAUCUGCCUUCUACAGUGGAGGAAGUUCAAGUUGAAGAAGCAAUUGAAUUGGAUACACCAGUUGUUGAAACAGAACUAACUGAGGAAACCAAAGUCGCCGAUGCCGAACCAAUUAUUGCUGUGGAUGAUUUCAUUGACGAGGAAACAAUUGUAAAAGUCAUUACGCACACUGUAACUCUAGAUGAUAAUGUGGCAAGCUCUUUAACUGAGACUACAGCCGCCCCUAUUGCAGAUGAAGAGCCUACUGUAGAAUCCAUCCUUGAGCAAGUAUCAUCAGCUGCUGAAACUGUUGUAGAGCAUGCUGAACCAGUAGUUGACUACAUUAGAGACGAAGUACCACCUAUUGUUGAGUCGCUCGUUGAAGAAGCAUCCGUUGUAGUAGACAAGGUAUCAGAGCAAUCUACGUAUGUGGAAGAGGCUGUAUCUAAAAAUGCACCUGCUGCAAAUGAAGAAAUAGAGCUGGCUGCACCAAUUGUGGAAGAUAUUGUGAAGGACGGAGCACAAGUAGUGGAAGAAAUAAUUGAACAGGCCGCCCCAAUUGUUGAAUCGAUUACCGAACAGGCUGCCCCAAUUGUUGAAUCGAUUACCGAGCAAGCUGCCCCAAUUAUUGAAUCAGUUACCGAAGUAGUAGAGCAAAUUAUCGAAUCAGCGGAACCAUCUGUUGUAGGAAUUGUGAACGAAGCAAAUCCUGAUGCUGUUGUCGAAGAAGAAAAAAUUCCUGAAGCUCAUGAUGUCUCAGAAAAUGUACCAUUAGAAAUUCAAUAUGAUGCUGAACCAGUUGUGCAAGAAAUUGUUGAACAAGUCGUACCGGUGAGUGAAACCUUACAACUGACGGUUCCCGAACCAACCCCUGUUGCUGUUCCAGAACCUGAAGUUUUACAGGAACCUCCUGUUGAAGAAGUAAACUCUGAGGUAUCCCCAGAGCCAUCUUCAGAAAGCUCUUCGGAAGAACCAAGCAAGUCCAAAAUUAUCAGAACCAAAACAAAAAGAAUUGUGAAAAAAGUUAAGAAGACAAAAGCUCCUGAUAACGAAGCACACGAUGAGCUUUAA
This is a messenger RNA of Dujonia railenensis, 3000 nucleotides long. The record is from the annotation of a GenBank genome assembly. Lineage: Eukaryota; Fungi; Ascomycota; Pichiomycetes; Serinales; Debaryomycetaceae.